Messenger RNA from Neogale vison (American mink), 1026 nucleotides. RefSeq names its product olfactory receptor 4P4-like. NCBI's taxonomy places the organism in Eukaryota, Metazoa, Chordata, Mammalia, Carnivora, Mustelidae. Gene Ontology annotation, cellular component: membrane. The coding region runs from base 1 to 1026 and encodes 341 amino acids. Gene Ontology annotation, molecular function: G protein-coupled receptor activity; olfactory receptor activity. Gene Ontology annotation, biological process: G protein-coupled receptor signaling pathway. The record is from RefSeq and is a predicted model, not a curated record. The transcript has a single exon.
AUGGAUAGCCAGAGGAAUGUCUCAGAAUUCAUUCUGUUGGGACUUUCGUAUGACCAGAACAUGCAAAUAUUUUGCUUUGUGCUCUUCUUAUUCUGUUAUGUUGUCCUGUUGGCAGGAAACCUUCUGAUCCUUGUCUCCAUUCGAUGCAGUUCCCUUUUUCACCAACCCAUGUACUACUUCCUCAUCCACUUAUCCUCUAUGGACAUCUGCUAUACCUCUACAGUUACACCCAAGUUAAUUGCUGACCUGUUAGUGGAAAGAAAAACCAUCUCCUAUGGUAGUUGCAUGUUACAGGUCUUUAUAAUGCACUUCUUUGGAAUGAUUGAAGUUUUAAUCCUUACAGUCAUGGCCUUUGAUCGCUACACUGCCAUCUGCAAACCUCUCCACUACUUGCUUAUCAUGAACAGGACAAGGUGUCAUCUCCUAGUCUUGGCUGCGUGGGCUGGUGGGGCUGUCCACUCCUUUCCUCAAUUUCUUAUGGUAAUCAGGUUGCCCUUCUGUGGUCCUAAUGAGAUUGAUCACUACUUUUGUGAUAUUUUUCCUUUGCUAAAGGUGGCCUGUACCGAUACCUACAUCACUGGUGUCCUUAUGGUUGUCAAUUCAGGACUGGUUACCUUAGUGACAUUUGCGGUUUUGUUUUUUUCUUAUAUUAUUAUAUUAUUCAGUUUAAGACAUCACUCAGCUGAAGGAAGACGCAAAGCCCUCUCUACCUGUGGGUCUCAUAUCACUGUGAUAGCUUUAUUUUUUGGGCCUUCAAUCUUUGCCUACCUUCGACCUCCAACCACUUUCUCUGAAGAUAAAAUAUUUGCUCUGUUUUACACCAUCAUUGCUCCUAUGUUCAAUCCUUUAAUCUAUACGCUGAGAAAUACAGAGAUGAAACAGGCCAUGAGAAAAACUUGGUGUCAAACAUCAGGGCUCAACAUCUUUUUAACUAAAGGGCCAGCUAGACGUGCACAGGAGAGAGAGGAAACCAUCUCAAAGUUUAAUUGUUCAACUGGUAUCAUGUUUAUGAGUGACAGAACUUAG